This is a messenger RNA of Aureococcus anophagefferens, 1071 nucleotides long. RefSeq lists its product as hypothetical. The transcript has a single exon. The record is from RefSeq and is a predicted model, not a curated record. NCBI's taxonomy places the organism in Eukaryota, Pelagophyceae, Pelagomonadales, Pelagomonadaceae. Gene Ontology annotation, biological process: biosynthetic process. Gene Ontology annotation, cellular component: cytoplasm. Gene Ontology annotation, molecular function: acyltransferase activity, transferring groups other than amino-acyl groups; isomerase activity. Bases 1 to 1071 code for a protein of 356 amino acids.
AUGGCGACGCACGCGGCGGCGGGCCCCGUGCUCGCGAUCCACAGCGUCGUGACGGCGCCGGCGUUCCGGCGGCGCGGCGUCGCGCUCGAGGGCCUCAGGCAGUACGCCGAAGCCGUCGCCGGCGACGGCGUCGCGUCCGUGAAGCUCAUCGCGAAGGCGCCGCUCCUGGGACUCUACGCGCGCGCGGGCUUCGCCGUCGACGGGUUGAGCGCCAUCGUCCACGGCAAGGACCCCUGGUUCGAGUGCACGCGCGACGCCACGACCGUCGCCUGCAAGGUCUGCGAUUCCUUCGCGACGGAGGACUUCUCGGGCAACCCCGCGGCCGUCGUCUUCCGCCACGGCGACGGCGCGUGGAUGGCCAAGGUCGCGGCGGAGUUCAACCUGUCGGAGACGGCCUUCCUCCAGCGCAGGGCCCGGAGACGCUACGGCCUGCGCUGGUUCACGCCGUCCGGCGCCGAGGUCGACCUCUGCGGCCACGGCACGCUCGCCGCGGCGCACGCGCUCUUCGAGGACGACGCGGCUUUGGACGAGGUCGCCUUCGACUCGCGGUCCGGCGUGCUCAACGCGCGGAAACUCGACGGCGGCUACAUCGAGCUCGACUUCCCCAAGGACGCGCCGGCGGACGUACCGCGCGACGCGGACCUCGUUUCGCGGCUACAGGCCGCGCUCGGCGUGCCCGCGAUCGCGUCGCUCCACAAGUCGCCGCUGUCGCGGGACCUGCUCGUCGUCGUGAGCCUCGACGACUUCAGAAACGCGGCGCCGGACGGCGCGAGGCUCGCGCGAAUCGAGGACGUCCGCGGCGUCGUGCUCUGCUGCGCGGGGGACGCGCGCGGCGGAACAGAGGCCGACUUCUCGAGCCGCUUCUUCGGCCCGGCCAUCGGCAUCGACGAGGACCCCGUCACGGGCUCCGCGCACUGCGCGCUCGCGCCCCACUUCCGAGACGGCGACGGCGCCGUCGUCGGCUACCAGGCGUCGCCCCGCGGCGGCGUCGUCAGAUGCGUCGUCGCCGGCGACCGCGUCAAGCUCGCGGGCCAGGCGCGCACGGUCAUCGCCGGCGCCGUGAACCGCUAA